This is a messenger RNA of Betta splendens (Siamese fighting fish), 1137 nucleotides long. RefSeq names its product F-box only protein 48. Gene Ontology annotation, cellular component: SCF ubiquitin ligase complex. Bases 237 to 662 code for a protein of 141 amino acids. The record is from RefSeq and is a predicted model, not a curated record. Lineage: Eukaryota; Metazoa; Chordata; Actinopteri; Anabantiformes; Osphronemidae. Gene Ontology annotation, molecular function: protein binding. The transcript is spliced from 3 exons. Gene Ontology annotation, biological process: SCF-dependent proteasomal ubiquitin-dependent protein catabolic process.
CCGUCCUUUUAUACUCGGACACAGCGGCACACGUUUAGCCGCACGUAGGGUUUCGUGGCAGACACGUUUUAUUAGCUACUCGCAAACAGUGGACGGCCGGAAGCUGCGCGAUUAGCUGCGGUUAUUUACGAUUAGCUAACGCUAGCUAGCCGCGCUGCUUCUAGCCUGGGGCGCAGAGAUCACUCCUAUCGUUGGACGUGACUCCGAGCUGCUCUGUCAUACAGUUUCAUGCUAUUAUGCAGCAUGACACCACCACGUCCCUGACAUCUGCUGCUGAAACUUCUCAGCAAAACUUUGUGGAAACGCUGCCAACAGAGAUGAGCGUGAAGAUCUUUGGUGAGCUGGAUCCAGGGAGUCUGUGCAGUGCCUCACGGACUUGCAGGCUGUGGCAUCACGUCAUCGAAGAGACCGAGCAGCUGUGGAGGAGGCAGUGUCUGCUGGUCCGAACCGUGUGUCAGAAGGAGGUCGACAGCGACCGGGGACACGGGCUGUCCUGGAAGGUGACGUUAGUGAGGAACUACACUCGCAGCUGUUUAAAGAGAGACUGGCUGAGAGGACGAUACAGCCAUGUGAACUCAGCAGAGGAGCUGAGUGGCAGGAGAAUGGCGCCGUUGGACGUCGAGACAUGGGGAGAAAUCCUGCAGGCUGAGCUGGACAGAUGAAUGUACAGACUUUUAUGCCAAGCACCUUGAGCACCACACUCUGCUUUUUAUUAUAUUUAUUACACUGUGAUUCAUUCUCAUGAAACACAAACAAUUGUAUGUAGUUUUUUUUUUACUUUUUUUGAAGAUAAAAAGGAUCAUUGGGAACUGAAACAGUAUUGAUGAAAAUAAUCUGUGCUGCUGUUUUAUUGUUGCUGUAAAUAAGAGAUGAGAGACACGAUAAAUUACACAAUCAUUGAUUCAUUUAUAUAUUAUAUAAGUAUAUAAGUAAAUUCUUUGAGCCUAUGUGCUCUGAGUAAUAGGUUUUUAUAAGCUCAGAGUCUCUGCAUUGAACAUGAAUAUAUAACAUAACAUAACAUAUAAGUAACAUAUUUAUAUGUCAUACAUGCCAGUGUCCUGGGCAAUAAACUCUACAACCAAAUAUCGUGAAAUGAAAGAGCAAACCACAAAUAAACAAUCACAACAAGAUACUUGA